UCCCACUUCUCUCUCUCUCUCUCUCUCUCUCUCUCUCUCUCUCUCUCCAACCGAGACCGAGAGAGAGAAUAAUACCAAAACCAACGCCGUUUCAAGCACAGUAGAUAGUGCGAGCGAGGGAGAGAAAUAGAAACCCUCGGCGAAGAAUCCCCAAAUCCAAAGAGGAACGGCGGCGGCGGCGGCGGCGUGACGGCGAUGACGUCUCGGACGACCCAGGCCAAUGGCAGCCACUACCGCCUCCGCCCAUACCUUCCGGCUGGCAGCCGCGCCGAUUACUUAGGUCCAUCCUCCUAUGCCUCCUCCUCCGCGGCCUCCUUCAAGGGCUGCUGCUGCUGCCUCUUCCUCCUCCUCACCUUCCUCGCUCUCCUUGCCAUCGCUGCCAUCCUCGUCAUCGUCCUCGCCGUCAAGCCCAAGAAGCCCGAGUUUGAUCUCCAGCAGGUCGCCGUCCAGUACCUCCUCGUCGCCCCCGCCGCCGCCGCCGUCGCUGCCGGAACCACCACCUCCGCCCCUCCGGCGGCGUACCUCUCCCUCAACAUCACGCUGCUGUUCACCGCGGAGAACCCGAACAAAGUGGGGAUCCGGUACGGGGAGACGAAGUUCGUGGUGAUGUAUCGCGGGGUGCCGCUGGGCGUGGCGACGGUGCCCGGGUUCGAGCAGCCGGCCCAUUCGACCCGGCUGCUCCAGACCUGGGUCAGCGUCUCCCGGUUCAAUGUCCUCCAGGCCGACGCCGUCGACCUCAUCGGCGACGCCACCGUCAACGACCGCGUCGAGCUCCGCGUCACCGGCGACAUCGGUGCCAGGAUCCGCGUCCUCGGCUUCACCUCCCCCCGAGUCCAGGUAUCGGUGGAUUGCGCGAUUGUGAUCAGUCCGCGGAAGCAGUCGGUGACCGACAAGCGGUGCGGGGUCGACGGACUGAACGUCUGAACGGAACGGCGAGUAUCGAAUUGUUUUCCGGCGAAAAGAUUUAAAAAAACAAGAAUGUGUUAAAUUUUGUUUUUGGAUUUUUAUUUUAGUUUUAACUUUCUUUAUUUUUGGAAUUUAAUAUUGAAUUUUUAUUCGGUUG
Phoenix dactylifera (date palm) is the source of this 1063-nucleotide messenger RNA. RefSeq lists its product as uncharacterized. The record is from RefSeq and is a predicted model, not a curated record. NCBI's taxonomy places the organism in Eukaryota, Viridiplantae, Streptophyta, Magnoliopsida, Arecales, Arecaceae. Gene Ontology annotation, biological process: defense response to other organism. Gene Ontology annotation, cellular component: plasma membrane.